CUGCUUAUGUCAUCUCCAGGGAAGCCAUUCCACAAUCGGCAAACCAUAAACACAUGAUUCAGCGGGCAAAACACUCUGACCGCCGGCCACCAGUUCACAUUCUCUCUCAGCCAUCCUCGCCAGCGCUUCUCGCCAGCGCCCGAUUAAUGUACUACAGCAGCUGAGAUUAAAAGAAGGAGAGGUGUCGCAAACAUGCGGAUCGUCGAGAUUGUCAUCGACGGUUUUAAAUCGUACGCUGUGCGUACGGUCAUCUCAGGAUGGGACGAAUCUUUCAAUUCGAUUACUGGCCUGAACGGCAGUGGGAAGUCCAAUAUCCUAGAUGCUAUCUGCUUUGUUCUAGGCAUAACCAACAUGAGCACGGUCCGAGCACAAAACCUCCAAGAUCUCAUCUACAAGCGUGGUCAGGCGGGCGUCACCAAGGCCAGCGUGACCAUCGUUUUCGAUAAUCGGGAUACCUCCAAGUCGCCGAUCGGCUUCGAAGAAUAUGCGAAUAUCUCGGUGACGCGACAGAUUGUUCUGGGCGGUACGAGCAAAUACCUGAUCAAUGGACACCGCGCGCAGCAACAGACUGUACAAAAUCUUUUCCAGAGCGUCCAGUUGAACAUCAACAACCCGAACUUUUUGAUUAUGCAGGGUCGGAUCACUAAAGUCUUGAACAUGAAGGCGGUUGAGAUUUUGUCGAUGAUCGAAGAGGCCGCAGGGACGCGAAUGUUCGAGGAUAGGCGAGAAAAGGCAUUCAAAACAAUGGCGAAGAAGGAACUCAAGCUGAACGAAAUCGAAGGUUUACUCAAAGAGGAAAUCGAGCCAAAACUUGAAAAAUUACGUGCUGAAAAGCGAGCUUUCCUUGAUUUCCAGCAGACCCAGAACGAUGUCGAGAGGUUGACUCGCCUGGUUGUGGCCCAUGAUUACAUUCGGAGUGGUGAGCGAUUGCGCGUGGCUGGCGAGGACUGCGAGAAUAGGAGCCUCAAGAUCCAGUCCCUAGAAGACAACGCCGUGAAACUGAAGAACGAAAUCGCACACUUGGAGGAAGAUGUGAAACGGGUCAAGGCUGCUCGCGACAAGGAGUUACGGAAGGGCGGAAAAUUCCAGGCUCUUGAGGAUGAAGUCAAGACACACUCACAUGAACUCGUUCGGCUGGCGACUGUAUUUGACCUAAAAAACACCAGCAUGGCAGAAGAAACAGAGAAGCGUAAAGCAAUUCAGACAACCGUCACCGACCUCGAAAAGGCUUUGAAGUCAAAGAGAGCGAUUUACGACAAGCUUCAAGCGCAGUACGAUGAAGCAAAAGCCCAACUUGAUGCACAGACAGCCGAAGUGGAUCAGAAAGAGGAACUGCUUCAGACCCUCCAGACCGGCGUUGCCUCAAAAGAAGGCCAAGAGAGCGGUUAUCAGGGACAAUUACAAGAUGCUCGGAAUCGAGCCAGCAAUGCUGCUACAGAACAGGAACAGGCAAAACUUAAGAUCACUCAUCUGGAGAAACGGCUAAAGGAAGAGGAGCCUCGAGCCAAGAAAGCUAUGCAGCAAAAUUCAGGGCUUCUUCGUGAUCUCGAGGGUCUCAGGUCACAAGCCAAGAAACUCGAGACAGAACUCACAAAGUUGGGAUUCGAGCCGGGGAAAGAAGACCAGAUUUACCAAGAACAGGCUGCGUUACAAAAGGAUAUUCGUGAUCUUCGCGAGAGAGCCGAUGGCCUGAAGAGGAAAGUAGCAAAUAUCGACUUCACCUACGCUGAUCCUCAUCCCAACUUUGACCGUUCCAAGGUGAAGGGCUUGGUCGCCCAGCUUUUCACGCUGGACAAAGACAGGAUACCCACGGCAACUGCUUUGGAAAUCUGUGCAGGUGGCCGUCUCUAUAACGUCGUGGUCGAUUCUGCCGAGACAGGUACGCAACUGCUUCAGAAUGGCAAGCUGCGCAAGCGAGUGACUAUCAUUCCCCUCAACAAAAUCUCCGCCUUCAAAGCAUCCGCGGAGAAGAUUGGUGCUGCACAAAAGAUCGCGCCUGGAAAGGUAGACCUUGCUCUGUCGCUGAUUGGAUACGACGACGAAGUUUCGGCAGCAAUGGAGUAUGUUUUCGGGAAUACAUUAAUCUGCCAGGACGCAGAUACUGCCAAAAAGGUUACAUUCGACCCUUCUGUCCGUAUGAAGAGUGUAACACUUGAAGGAGACGUUUAUGAUCCAUCCGGUACACUCUCUGGUGGUAGCUCACCGAACUCUAGCGGUGUCCUUGUUACCUUGCAAAAAUUGCAUGAGAUCAACAAGGAGCUGAGAGGCAAGGAGCGUCAACUUUCUUCCUUGGAAGAGACGAUGAGAAAGGAGAGGAAGAAGUUGGAUGCUGUUCGUGCUGUCAAGCAAGAACUCGACCUCAAAACCCACGAAAUCAAACUUACCGAGGAGCAGAUCAAUUCCAACUCUUCUUCAUCGAUUAUUCAUGCUGUUGAGGAGAUGAAAGCCAAUAUCGAACAGCUCAAAGCAGAUAUUGUAGACGCGAAGACACGCCAAAGCGAAGCAUCCAAGGAUAUCAAGCGAAUCGAGAAGGAUAUGAGUGAGUUCAAUAACAACAAAGAUAGCAAGCUUGCAGAACUUCAGACUUCCCUUGACGGCCUUAAGAAGAGUCUCGCGAAGAACUCUAAUGCCGUGAAGACCAUGCAAAAGGAUCUCCAGGCAUCGAGACUGGACUCGGAGCAAGUUGGCAGUGAUCUGUCUGCAGCCGAAGAACAGCUGGCUGAGUCUGAUGGCGCAUUAAAGUCCCAGAGGGAAGAAAUUGAGUCCUUGAAGAGGGAACAAGCCAGAUUGAAGGAUGCCCACGAUGUCGCCCAGGCUCAUUUGGAAGACGAGCAAGCCAAACUCACAGGCUUUGACGAGGAGCUACAGGAGCUGGAAAAAGCAACAAGAACCAAAUCCUCGCGCAUCACCGAGGAAGGCCUCGAGAUGCAAAAGCUCGGACACCAGCUGGAAAAACUGCAGAAAGAUCAACAUGCAGCUGCGCAAACUGUAGCACACAUGGAGGCAGAACACGAGUGGAUUGCUGAUGAGAAGGAACACUUUGGCCGCCCCAAUACUCCCUAUGACUUCAACAACCAGAACAUUGCAGAAUGCAGGUCAACUCUGCGGAAUCUUACCGAACGCUUCCAAGGAAUGAAGAAGAAGAUCAACCCCAAAGUCAUGAACAUGAUUGACAGCGUGGAGAAGAAGGAGACGGCUCUGAAGAACAUGAUGAAGACUGUCACCCGAGACAAGCGGAAGAUUGAGGAGACCAUUGUCAACCUGGACGAAUACAAGAAAGAGGCCCUGCACAAUACCUGGAGUAAAGUCAACGGCGACUUUGGGCAGAUCUUCGCAGAAUUACUCCCCGGCAGCUUUGCCAAACUCGACCCACCUGAAGGGAAAGAAAUCACUGACGGGUUGGAAGUCAAGGUGUCUCUGGGCAAGGUGUGGAAACAGAGUCUAACCGAGCUGAGUGGUGGUCAACGAUCCCUUAUUGCUCUCUCGCUCAUCAUGGCACUGCUGCAGUUCAAGCCAGCGCCAAUGUACAUUCUUGACGAAGUAGAUGCCGCCCUAGAUCUUUCGCAUACCCAGAAUAUCGGGCGUCUCAUCAAGACCCGCUUCAAGGGAUCUCAGUUCAUUGUCGUGUCUUUGAAAGAUGGGAUGUUCCAGAACGCAAACCGCAUUUUCAGGACCCGGUUCAGCGAAGGAACUAGUGUCGUACAGGCCUUAACACCUGCUGACAUGAGAUAGUCUAUUUAUAUGCCUUAUUUUUCUAGUUCAUACUUUGUUUUCAUUCUGCUAUUGUUUGAUAUAUUCUGUUCGGCCGGUGGGAUUGGCAGAUUGGCAGCGCUUGCCUGGCUGGUAGGACGGGGCUGACCCGGGGCGACGGUGUUUCCAGGACGAUGUAUUUGAAUUUUCGAUUGAAACGAUUCUCAAGAAAUGCUUGAUGCGUGAUGAACAGCGAGGGACACAUUGUUAACUCUAAGUCAGAGUAAGACAAAUAACUCUAUACUAAUUUCUCAUAGUAAACUUUAGUCGAUGGUUCGGGAAUUAUUGCACGUGAGUU
This is a messenger RNA of Penicilliopsis zonata CBS 506.65, 4048 nucleotides long. RefSeq lists its product as hypothetical. Gene Ontology annotation, biological process: chromosome organization. The record is from RefSeq and is a predicted model, not a curated record. Gene Ontology annotation, cellular component: chromosome. Gene Ontology annotation, molecular function: protein binding; ATP binding; ATP hydrolysis activity. The transcript has 6 exons. NCBI's taxonomy places the organism in Eukaryota, Fungi, Ascomycota, Eurotiomycetes, Eurotiales, Aspergillaceae. Bases 193 to 3732 code for a protein of 1179 amino acids.